UUUGGACCGAAUAACACCAAAUUAAAUAUAACAUUAUCGAUCAUUAGUUUCAUGUAUUUUAUAAACUGAAGAAAAUGAAUCGAAUUGACAUUUGAACAAAACCGACCAACCGAAAUGCAAAGUGAAGUCAAGCCUACUCUUCAAAGGCCAGCCGAAAUGCAUCAAAUCAGCUUCAACCUCGAUGCCACCACGUAACCUUCUUUGAUCGCACCCAGGUUCCACUGCUUUUCAUAAUCUAGUCAAACGCAAAAUGUUGACAACGUCGACGUUCAUGGAGAUGGAAUCCAGGGUGGCACCAAGCAUAUCCAGGGGUCAUCCGGCUCCAACACGGAUCGAAAGAAAGCCUGAACGGUAACGUAAAAGACCCUUCAAGAGCUGAACCCGGCCAGAACCGAUCAUCCUCAUGAAGAACCUUAUUUUUCUUCACCCUACUUGCAAAAACUGUAUUAUUGGGAGUUUCCAGCUGUAAGUGUGAAACUAAUUAGGUUGUCACCUGAUAAAUACAAAAUCAAAUAGGUUCUUAUUGCUGCACUAUGUAAUGAGAACGGAGAAAACUCACACCAGCUAAGAAAAAGGUCCAAACAAGUGGGGGCAUAGAGGUCACGUAACAGCAGUAGCGUGAAUUAGAAUAACUGAAUAGGUGAAUGAAUAAUAAACACGUACGGAUACGACAUACAGAGCAGGCAGCAAAACUCCUAGUGCAAGCUAAGCUUGUUUUCCUUAAUAUGCCAUUUAAAACACUAUCCUAAGCUGCAAUUUUCUUUUUCUCCACAUAUUCUGGGAUUCUCUCAUAUUUCUUUUUCUGGCCAGGUACCCAUCUGCACUUUUGCCUUCCUACCUUGUAGAUUUUCCGACCUUUUUAGCUACAGAUCCUGAGGCGUAUCCAACAUAGGUAAUCUAACUACCCCUCCCAACUCUAACUUUCGAUUAAGUCCCAUGAACAGUAAAAAGGCCAAGUUAGACACAAAGUGCUAAAGGGAAGAAAACAUGCACCUCGCCUUAGGCUAUAUGCUUAUCUUUCUAAUCUAGUUUAAUCUUAUACUAGUAUUAACUACUAAGCAUCCCCUAAAGCCUUCAGAUUUGAACUCUGCAACAUACAACAGAACAUUUUCUCUCAUAUACUUUUCCCUUCCUUUUGCUGCACCUUUGUCUUGCUUGCUGAACCUUUCCUCAUUUCUCAAGUUUUCUGGUAUUCUCUUCCCCCUCCCUCCAAAUUCUCCUCCUUUUCAUCUAUUAUCUACCAUCCAAGGAAGCUCUGAUUCUUUUCUCAGUUUUAUUGUACAUAACAUAUGCAAGCAUGAUAUUUAAGCUCUUCUUCGCCUCAACGCCAUUGGCCCUUCUCCUAACUUCUUCAUCAUUCUUCUUGUUAACUAACAAGGAUAUCAGAAACUCACCUCAAAGAAAGCAGCAGGUCUGCCACAUGGGGUUUUGGCUUGUUCAAUCUUCUGUCAUCACUCUGCUGUAUCUGCUCCUAAUGUCAGGUGGGAGAUACUUUCAUCCACCACUGGGUUUAAAUGUUUCUGGUUCCUGACAUCAUCCAUAAUCAAAUUUGCAUAUGUCAGAUUAUAGGAAAUCAUAGGUCAGAUUUCUUUUCUUUCAUUUAUUGAAAAGGAAGAGUUGGAACUUAUCUUGAUUCUUGGUUUUCUCAGGAUCUAGUGUUGCAGAGCCGCCACCCCUAGAAGCAAUCGAGGAAACCGACCUACUAGAGAAUCAAGAAUACCAGCACCAACUGUUCCCAUCCUCUUCCCUGUCCACCAGCCAUCUAGACUCAACUGGAGGGGAUGUUCCUAUCGUCAACCCAACAAGUCCAGGAACAGGAGGAGGCGGAGUUGGCGUUCCCAUCGUCAACCCAACAAGUCCUGGUACGACGCCAUAUGGUAAUCCCACCGACUCUCCGCCAACAACGCCCUUUGGCAAUCCUACAGACUCACCUCCAACACCAACUACGAUCCCCACCACAACGCCUCCAGCCCCUCCUAUGUCAGGAAACCAGCAACCCACAGCUCCAACAGGACCAGGAGGUGGUGGUGGUGGAGGAGGAGGAGGAGGAGGAGGAGGGGGGGCAGUGGUGUAUAGCGAGCCCGUCUGCUUCAGAAACUGCAUUGCAGGUGGCACUUGAUUAUGCUUGCGGUUAUGGAGGAGCAGAUUGCUCGGCGAUUCAGUCGGGAGCGAGUUGUUACAACCCAAACACUCUCAGAGAUCAUGCUUCUUAUGCCUUUAAUGACUACUACCAGAAGAAUCCAUCUCCUACCAGCUGCGCUUUUGGUGGAGCUGCACAACUCACUAGCACUGACCCAAGUAACGGGAGCUGUCGCUUUUCAUCAUCCAAGGGCCAGCCCAGCAUGAGUCCUCCAGCAUAUCCACCGCCAACAUUUAUGCCCCCAACUACUAUGAGUCCGCCAACAAUGACGAUGCCUGGUACUGGAGGGCCACCAGCAGGGUUCGGAGGGCCACCAGGAGGAUUCGGUGGGCCACCAACAACAUUCGGUGUAGCAGAGCCAACAGGUCUUCCCAGCACUGCAACCUCCUUUCCAUCAAACCUAUUGAUCCACUUUUCAGUAACUGGCAUUCUUGGGUCUUUCAUCCUCACAAACCAUCUGUGAAAGCUUCAAGAAGUCUCUGAAUACUCCCACCUUCGGUUGGCAUUUUAUUUGCCUGUGAUGGUUCAUCAAAUUUGGAAGCAAAGCAAGGAAGAAACAAGAAAACCAGGAUUCAUCGCCUGGAAAUUAUUUAUAAUGUCUCCAAUCUAAGAUUGUUAGUCAAUGACAGGAAAGAAGGGAGAUUAUGAGGAAAGCAAUAGAACAUUGUAGCUACUUAUACUUAUAGACAAAGAGCUCCUAGUGAUAGAAUAAUAAAAUUUAUCCAAGCUCGGAUGUUUAGAAUUGCUUGUCAUUAGCUAGACCAAUAGUAGAUAUGUGAAAGACAGCUGAAAAAUUCAAAAACAUAAUCGUUCUGUAGUGCGCUCAAGAUACUUGGACAUAA
Molecule: messenger RNA, 2982 nt
Organism: Linum tenue
Lineage: Eukaryota; Viridiplantae; Streptophyta; Magnoliopsida; Malpighiales; Linaceae
Source: the annotation of a GenBank genome assembly